Molecule: messenger RNA, 1317 nt
Organism: Fonsecaea erecta
Lineage: Eukaryota; Fungi; Ascomycota; Eurotiomycetes; Chaetothyriales; Herpotrichiellaceae
Exons: 1
Coding region: 1-1317 (438 amino acids)
Biological process (GO): regulation of cyclin-dependent protein serine/threonine kinase activity
Cellular component (GO): nucleus; cyclin-dependent protein kinase holoenzyme complex
Molecular function (GO): protein kinase binding; cyclin-dependent protein serine/threonine kinase regulator activity
Source: RefSeq, a predicted model, not a curated record
AUGGAGUCCAAAUACACCUUGGCCCAGAACAGGGCUGCGUUGGAAGAAUUCGUUCGCCAGCCUGUCCGGACCUACAUGGUUCAGCACCUUGCAAAGCAAGCCUCACAGGUCAUUCGAUGUGACCCAGAGCCUCUGCCUUCAGCAGACUCUUUGCCCACCCCUCCCUCGACGCCGCCUCAUCCAACUUCAGCAGAGCCCGCUCAAGCACCCCUUCCGAGCCUCGAACAGUUCAUCAGCUCCCUCGUCAACCGCUCUGCCGUUCAAGUGCCAACGUUGAUGACCUCCCUGGUCUACCUUGCCCGUCUUCGAUCAAGACUGCCACCUGUGGCUAAGGGCAUGAGGUGCACCGUUCAUCGUAUCUUCCUCGCAUCCUUGAUCCUGGCAGCAAAGAACUUGAAUGAUUCAAGCCCGAAGAACAAGCACUGGGCAAGAUACACGAUGGUAAAGGGCUACGAGGGCUUCGGGUUUGGGCUGGCAGAGGUGAAUCUGAUGGAGAGACAACUCCUGUACUUGCUUGACUUCGACACCCGCGUCACCGAACAGGACUUGUUUGACCACUUUGAGCCAUUCCUCGCUCCUAUUCGCUUCCAGAUGGAGCUCCAGCAAGAAGAGGCAGAACUCAUCAGCGGCCACCGCCAUUGGCAUUCUCACCAGACCUCCUACGACUCGACCAUGUCCGUCCCGCCUCUCACUCGCAAGGAGCCGAUCCAGGCCAUCGUUGCGACGCCCCCACCUAGAGCGGUGGGUGUCUAUGAUUCCCCCGCCUCCUACAUUGACGAGGACCUGGCGAGCGGUCGCUAUGGAAGACACAAGGCCAACAACAGCUCGUUGUCAUUGCCCGCUCCCAGCCAUCGACGAUGGCCAUCACCCUUCCGCCAUCACGCCAACACUCGAUCGGUGUCGCCGCCAUCCAUUCGAGAUCUUCCGCCUCUGGUUUCCUCCGGCAGACCUGGCACGAUGCACAGCCACAGCAGUUCCCGUUCCUCUUCGCUGGCGCCUUCCUCACGCUCUAGAUCUUCCUCUCUCGCGCCCACUUCCCGCGGCACUCCAUACACUGCAUCGUCCAACAUCGACGACAGCAUUGUGGUGGUUGAUCUGACCCAGAGCCCUGACGCCUCAUAUCACAGCACCUACGGCAAGGCUAUCUCGGCAUCGCGGCCCAGCCUCAAAGGUCACCAGACAAGCUUCCAGGGCGAAAGCCAACAGCCCGCCAAGAAAGUCAAGUCCGAAUCGGUGGGGGGUGUGAUGGCGAGGUUCUUCAGUUCUGCCACGAGCAACUAUCGAAUCGGAAGAACACCUAUUCAACAGGCAGCUUAG